This is a messenger RNA of Notolabrus celidotus (New Zealand spotty), 4225 nucleotides long. Its product is annotated as ras and Rab interactor 3. The transcript has 13 exons. NCBI's taxonomy places the organism in Eukaryota, Metazoa, Chordata, Actinopteri, Labriformes, Labridae. The record is from RefSeq and is a predicted model, not a curated record. Gene Ontology annotation, molecular function: small GTPase binding; guanyl-nucleotide exchange factor activity. The coding region runs from base 211 to 2589 and encodes 792 amino acids. Gene Ontology annotation, cellular component: endocytic vesicle; cytosol. Gene Ontology annotation, biological process: vesicle-mediated transport.
GCCUUUCACAUCCAAGAUGGCUGCCAUGUAGGUGGAACAUUCAAGAUCUGCAGCUGUGACAGUGUCAAGCUAACUGGAUGGUGGUUCACAUUAAGCUCUACUGCAUGGUGCUCGGACUCCUCGGCUCAGCACUCUUCAUCAGUCACCCUUAAACUCACGAGGACGCCUAAUUAGCCAGCAGCAGCACCUGUCCCCACCUUCACUGAAGAGAUGCAGGGGGUGGGCAGUUCCCAGAAAGACUCUCAGCGGGCCUUCAGCGUCCUUGAUCGUCUGCUGAUUACACAUCCUGUGUGGCUCCAGCUGUCACUCAACCAAGACACCGCCCUCUACAUCCUGCUCAGAGAGCCAGUUGGGACCUUUUUGGUGCGAAAAUGCAGCUCCAGCCAGAGGAAGGUGCUGUGUUUCAGGGUGACAGCCGAGAAAAGUGCCUCCUCUGUAAAGGAGUGCUUCAUCUGUGAGGAGGACUCCACAUUCGCCUUGGAGAGCUCAGCACUCAGCUUCCCUGACCUGUGUCGACUCGUGGCCUUCUACUGCAUCAGCAGAGAUGUGUUGCCCUUACCUUUGGAGCUACCUGAUGCAAUUGCCAUGGCCACAACACACAAGCAGCUGGAGGGCAUCUCACACAUGGGACAAGAUUUCUGGAACGCUCCGACUGCUGCAGAGAUCCAAAAUGGACCGGUGGAUCCGAUUCCUUCUACCAGCAGUGGCAGCCAGGUUCCGAAGACGCUCACCCUGGAUCAGUGUACCCUACUGACACGAGGCAAACAGGGCAAACUCUGCUUCAUCAACCCGCUCUUCCUUCAGCUGGAGGUGGCCAGGCCUCAACUCGUAAACCACAGUGCCUCUAAUAAACGGCACCGCUUCAAGCGCAGCAUGCGGCUCCGGCUCUCCGAGUCCUCCAUGAAUCUGUCCCUGGAGGGGAUCGGCUCCUACUCCCCUCCCUCGUCUUUGGAGCUGCCUGGCCAGUUGGAGAGGCUUCAUAAAACAGGCACCAAUCAGCAGCGAAGAGUUCACCCCGGGGCUGGGGUCCUGAGGAGAACCCCCGCCGUGUCACCUGGUUCAGCAGAUGAAGAGGACACGAUCGCCGUCUAUGUGCAACAAACAUCUUCAAAGGUGGAGGAUCCUUCUCAGCCCCAUCAGGCCGCCAGAGGAGCAGAGCCAGGCACCGAGGUGACAGCUCUGGCCCUGGAACGCCGCCCGGCUCCAUCCUUGGCUGAGCUGGACAGCAGCAGCUCCUUCAGCAGCAUGGACGAGGACAAUGACUCAGAUUCAGAACCGGAAAGCAUGGCCAGAGCCCAAACUCACAUGUACCCACGCCCACCGUUGGUGCGCUCUCGAGGCCGUGGUGGGCUGCACCGUAUGAGCGAGGCAUUUGUGUGUUUCUUCGCUCCGGACAAGCGACUGACACGACUGGUUGAAGACCUCUCCAGAGACAGGCGCUCCGUCUUCGGGGGCAUGGUUCAGGACUUUGUCCUGGCACAAAGAGAGGUGCUGAAAUCCAUGGCAUCCUCUUCGUCAUCUUCGUCUUCACGUGUGACCUCUGUGCAGCUUCUGCAGGGUUUGCGCCUCUUUUUGUCCCAGGCAAAGUGCUGCCUGUUGGACAGCGGAGAGCUGGAGCCUCCCAUUGAAACCCUGGUGCCAGAGAAUGAGAAAGACCUGGCGUUGGAGCGGGCCAUGUUCUCCUGUGUGCUCAGGCCUCUGAGGUCCUGCCUUGAUAAAGCUCUGGUGGAAUUGCACAAUCAAGACGGCUCCAGCCAGCGUCUCAACCAAAACCUGCUCCAGCUGAAGGGCGACGCAGCCAUGGAGCGGCUCGGUGUGAGGACAGGCGUCCCUGACAGCCGCGAGGUGGAGAGGGUGAAGCAGAAGCUCAUCCUAAUGCAGCGAACGCACUCGCCCAUCGACAAGGUGCUGUUGCUGCUGCAAGUGUGCAAGUGCGUCCACAAGGCCAUGGGGUCCUUACACGGACAUGAAGUGAGCUGGGAUGACUUCCUGCCGUCGUUGUCUUACGUAAUUGUGGAGUGUAACCGGCCUCACAUUCUGAUCGAGGUGGAGUACAUGAUGGAGUUACUGGAGCCCUCCUGGCUUGGAGGAGAGGGUGGGUACUACCUGACCAGCGUGUAUGCCAGCCUGUGUCUGAUCCAAAGCCUGGACAAAGACCAGCCGAUCUCAGCCUGCCUGACACCGGAGGCCCAGGAGGCGCUCAAAGAGUGGAGCAGCAGACGCAGCCGAGAGGCUCAGAGACAAAAGGAAAACCAGCAGAACCAAAGGUGCGUUCGGAUACUGUUCCAGGACGGGGAGCGGAGCGCCGUGCGGACGUUGCAGUGGAACGCCGGUGAAACCAGCCAGGCCCUGGCGCAGCUGUGUGCCUCCACCUUCGGAGUGUCCGACCCGCAGCAAUACACCCUGUACUGGCGCAGCGGCGGCGAGAUGCGGGCCCUGCCGCCUCAGGCCCAGCCCCAGGACCUGGCCAGCCACAGCGAGGGAGGCCCCUCGCUCUCCUACCUGAGGACCGACCACGACUUCAGCAAGAUGCGGCGGCUCACCAGAGGUGGCGCCGUGGACCUGAGCGAGUCGGUGUGUGAGGAGUGAGUGGGAGGAUUGGAGGGAGGAGGGAGGAGGAAGGAGGAAGGAGGAGGAGGAGAUGGAUGGUUGCGCUGGCUUUCUCUCUCUUUCUCUCUCUUGUUCUGUCUCUUUCUCUCCGGCGGUGUGUUGUGUCUCAUCGUGGGUCAGGACUUGUUGUGAAAAACUUCAGCCCUUCUCCAGAGCAGGAGCAGACCUUAAACGGUAAACUCUUCCCUAAAUGGACCAACAUGCAGAGCACAGCAGGACCAACACAGGGACUGUUGCCAAAAGUUGUACUGUGCAGCACUCAGUGUGGCUGCUGCUGUAAAGGAGUGUGCUAUUUGUGACAUGGAAAAUGUGUAAUAAAUGGAUUUGAUUGUAAUCAGAAACAUGAACCCAGAGUUAUACCAUGAAGUGAUUACAUCAUCCGAACGUGAGGAGGCUCAAAUCCAAAGACAAAUUCUGUGAGACUACUGUUGCCUGGAAACAAAACCACUUCCUGUACGCACAGGAGAAGGCAAACUGUCCACCUUGGUGAUGUAACCCUUUCACUGUAUAGUUCUGGGCCAAAUCUUAAAGACACUUGGAUGUUUUAUUUCUUUACUUCUACGUGUUACAGUCUGCAAAUCUUGAUGGAACCUCGUUUUUUAAAGGGUUUGGGGAUACAAACCUUUCUGUGCCCCCUUUGAAUACAGCUUGUCAAAAAAGGCUGAUGCGUUACAGCCAAGACCAAACCUUAAUACCAAAGUGACAGACACAGAAGAGAGAUAGACGCCAUUUUUGAUUCAACAGGUGUUUACUUUGAAAGAAAUCAGGUUUACAAGCUUAAAGGAAGGUUUUAUUUUUAGAUUCACCCACAGAGACUAUAUUUAUUUUUGCUUUUUUGAGAAAAAGCGCAGCUCUCCUCCGUUCUCGCGUAUUCUAUUAAGUGUUUUUGGCAGGUGGAGUAAUGAGCGAGUAGGAGGGAGGUGAUAGAAAAGCAUCAGCUCUGUGGUUUUUUAAAAACCAUGUGAGAAGAAAGAAAAUCACAUCCUCGCUCCGAGACAACCUGCAACAGAUUUACUGAAUGACUUGCGAAUGUAUUAAUCUUUUUUUUUUUUUGCCUGUUGGAACUUAAUCCUUUCACAAACACACUCAUCUCAUGUUCAAACCACUGCUUUUGAGUUCUUCUGUUUCUCUUGGCCGUGAUGUAAAAUAAAACUGCGUUACAACCGGACUGAGAGGACAGUCGGACCGAUGAACCAGCACCUCCUCGUGCCUGGUUGAAUGUACAUUUUUAAAAGUCACCAGCUUCUGGGCGACUCCUGCUGCAAGUCAUCACUACCACCAGACUGUUGAAUCAGCGUCAUCCUCGAUGAUCAUAUUGUGUAUUUAAAGCUAACUUUGAAUUGUUCAAUUUGUUGGGUAGAUAUCAAACCUAAGUAUGGAUUUUUAACCAGCUGAGGAGGUUCAUUUUUGAGAACUUUUAACGUGUUUUGGACAUUAUUGCAUGCUUAUUUCAUUUUAACGUAAAGGUUCUGCGAAUGUGGUGUGUGUGUGUGCGUGAAGCAUGUGUUCAAUGUGAGAGCUCACUAUUUAUUUUCAGUGUGGAAACACAAAUCUGUAUUUUUUUUGUCAGGUAACUCAGUAUCGCAAUAAAAAGAAUUGCAAUAUCUGUUCACAA